AACAAAAAACGACGCGCGAAGAAGAGGGAAACCAGAAAGAUUUUCCCCCCAUAAAAAAAACGGAAUACAAUAGAUUGAGAAAGAGGACCCUAAGUCAGCCAGUGCUGCUCUCUCGCUCUAUCCGGGUCUGAAUUCCACUUUUCCUUUGCUUUUGGAUUCAGAGUUCGCAUAAUUUCGAGUGAUCGGAAGCGGUAUAGCAAUGGGACAGCAGAGACCGACGACGCGCAGUAAAAAUAAGAGAAAUCGAUCUGAUGAUAAUGCUGAUGCUAUAGCCGACACUUUCAGGAAAGUUUUUAAGACUGGACAGGCGACUGAAGAUGAUAUAAAUCAGCUCUACAUGGUAUGGAAGCCAGUUUGUCAAGGGUGCCGUGUCAACACUAAGGAUAAUCCCAAUUGCUAUUGUGGAUUGAUUCCGCCACCAAAUGGAAGUCGUAAAGUUGGGUUAUGGCAGAAGACAUCUGAAAUUAUCCAUUCCCUUGGUUAUGAUCCAUCUGAUGACCUUCGUGCAUCUCCAGAUACACCUGCAGGCCUCACAAACCUUGGCGCGACAUGCUAUGCAAACAGUAUUCUCCAAUGCCUGUACAUGAAUAGACCAUUCAGGGAAGGUGUUUUUUCAGUUGAACUGGAUGUGUUGAAAGGGUACCCAGUCUUGGAUCAACUUGCACAACUUUUUGCUAAGUUACACUUGAGCAACAUGGCUGUCGUUGAUUCUGCUCCAUUUAUCCAGACUCUUGAGCUUGAUAAUGGUGUUCAGCAGGAUAGUCAUGAGUUCCUGACCUUGCUUUUUUCCUUGCUUGAACAAUGUUUGAAGCACUCGAAAGUAUACAAGGCUCGAACUGUUGUUCAAGACCUUUUUCGUGGAGGUGUCUCACAUGUUACAAUGUGCUCAAGUUGUGGAAAUGAAUCUGAAGCUUCAUCAAAAAUAGAGGACUUCUAUGAACUGGAGCUGAAUGUUAGGGGCUUAAAGAGUUUAGAUGAGAGUCUGGAUGACUAUCUUAGCAUAGAGGAACUUGAAGGCGAAAACCAGUAUUACUGUGAGGCAUGUGCCACUCGAGUCAAUGCUACUCGUAGCAUUAAGUUGCAUUCUCUCCCUGCAGUCCUAAAUUUCCAGCUCAAGCGCUGUGUUUUCCUACCAAAUACUACAACAAAGAAGAAGAUCACUACUGCAUUUUCUUUUCCCGAGGAAUUGGAUAUGUCACAAAGAAUAUCUGAUCAUUUGCAAUCAGAUUUAGUGUAUGAUUUGUCUGCUGUAUUGAUCCACAAGGGCUCUGCAGUAAACAGUGGCCACUACUUAGCACUUGUUAAAAAUGAUAAAAGUGGGCAGUGGUGGGAAUUUGAUGAUGAACAAGUUUCACACUUAGGUUCUCAACCAUUUGGAAAAGGCUCCUCUAAUUCUGCUGUAAAACCUGCACAAUCUGGGCCUCAUGUGCAAAUAUCAUCAUCUGAAGAAAUCAAUCCUCUCUUAAAUUGUAAAAAUGUCAAUGAUGAUCAGCUGAGGUCUUCAGAAACUAAUGUUGUUAGUAAUGUCAAGAUGUUUUCAUCAAGUGAUGCGUACAUGCUGAUGUAUACUCUUAGGACUGCACGGAAUAUUGAUGAGAAGACAGAUAAUGGUAUUGACACGGAAGAAAUGGAAGGUUGUUCUUCCGUAUCUUCUAUGAGAACUGACAGUCCUCUUCCAUCCCAUCUUCAGCAAGAGGUUGAAAGAGCAAAUGCUUCAUAUCUCGAUUCCUGCAAUGAAUAUAGAGAAAGGAAGGAGAGUGAACUCAAGUGUAUCAGUGAGCGGCGGCAGGAGGUGCGCUCCAUCCUUUCUGAAGCCCCAGUUCAAUCAAGUGGGACCCCAUAUUUUUGGAUAUCUACAGAAUGGCUUCGUCAAUGGGCCGAUAGUAUCACACCACCAAUAAUAGACAACAACAUCAUACAAUGCAAGCAUGGGAAAGUGCCAGUUUCAAAGGUGAACUCUAUGAAAAGGUUGUCACAAGCAGCUUGGGCCAUGCUAUUGUCUAAGUAUGGUGGAGGUCCAACACUGUCCCAGGAUGACCAUUGUGUUGAUUGCCUCCUUGAAAUGGCUCAGACAAUGGCUCGUGCAGAUAGCUAUAGGGAUCAAACAGCUCUCAUGAAAGAAAUUGCAGAGGCAGCACUUGCUGGAAAAUGCCUUGAUGGCAAACAGUUUUACAUAUCAAAGUCUUGGUUGCAGCACUGGCUACGUAGAAAAAAGGCAGACUGUCCGAGUGAAGCUGAUGCUGGACCAACUGCAUCAAUUAGAUGUCCCCAUGGGGAACUUUUGCCUGAAUUAGCUCCUGGUGCUCGCCGUGCGCUGAUUCCCGAGAAUCUGUGGAUCUUUUUUCAUGAGACUGCUAUGGCGGUAAAACCUGAUGAUACCUUGGGUUCUUCAACUUUCCCUUUAGACUCGGCGGAAUGUUCUCAGUGCAGUAUUGAACUUUCCGAACAUGCAUUCUUUGAAGAUAACUUAAGAGAGUUUAGAAUGAAACAAAGGCAAAGUCAUGAGCGAUUAGCAACUGUUAGAAGUAUAUCACUUGAUCCUAGCAAUAAGUACUACUUGUUGCCCUCUCAUUGGUUAUCAAAAUGGAGAAGCUAUAUUAGUGCUAGUGGGAAGAGCUCUUCUGUUGUACUUGAAACCUUAGGUCCAGCCAUGAAUUUACUAAUGUGUGAAAAGCAUUCAAAACUUCUAGAAACGCCUCCUGAACUCAUUUGUAAGCGUGGUGUGAUUCUUCAGAAGUCACCUGCUACAGAUGGAUUGACAAUUAUCAGUGAGAAUGACUGGAACCUAUUUUGUCAAGACUGGGGUGGUCUAGAUGCAAAAGGAAUUGUAGCUGAAAUUGAGUGUGCGGAGAGUGAUUUUGUUAUAUCCUGUGAUGACAUGCCAUUAUCAGAAGAUCAUAUUAAUGUGAAUGCUGAACCUGAUACUGGUAUUGGAUCUAGAAAACCUGCCAUUAAAACUUCACCUGAGGUAUGUGAAGAGUGUAUUGGCGAAAAGGCAAGCUGCGAGUUGCUGAAAAAGCUUAAUUAUUGCAAUGAGGACAUAUCCAUCUUUUUUGUUCAUGGAAAGGAACCUCCUAAAUCAAUUUUAGAAGCACCCGGGAACAAUUUUGAGGCAAAUCGGCGAACUUCAAAGCGUUCCAGGAAGGCAUCAUUUGGCAACUCAGUAAAAUUAAAUGUUUCUGGAUCCACAUCAAUCUACCAACUGAAAAUGAUGAUAUGGGAAGCAUUUGGGGUUGUUAAAGAAAACCAGGUACUUCACAAGGGUUCCAGUGUAAUUGAUGCAGAAUCUGGAUGCCUUGCUGAUUUAAAUAUAUUUCCUGGAGAUGUUCUGUGGGUGACUGAUUCGGAGAUCCAUGAGUAUCGGGAUAUUGCUGAUGAGAUUACUGAUCAUAAGAUGGAGGUGCACAAGACUGAGGAAGGUUUUCGUGGAACACUUCUGACAUCAAAUGUAUCUCCACAGGUUUCAGAAGCAUGUAUGAAUUAGGUGAAGGUCAUACUUAACAUUCUCGAUUUUGGAUUGCAAGAGAUAUAAUGGAGAUGGAUGGCUCAUGCAUGACAACUUGUAAUGGAAGACCCACGUUUGACUCUGGGCAACUGUGCAUGGGCAAAGAGCGNGGUAUCUUCAGAGGGUAAUAUGGUUUUGGUUUGAAGUUUAACCUCAUCUGCCUGCUCAGAUCAAAUGCAGGUAGCAGAAUGAAUGUAAUGAAAAAGGAGGUUUGGGUAAGCUUUGAUCUCUCUCAGGGGAGGGGCUCAAGUUUUUUGGAUAUUAACUUUCUACCUUGUACCCUUUCGACAGUAAAUACUGUAAAUAAUGUGUUUGUGCCUUUGUGGUUUGAUGCAUAAUAUAGUUUGUUACACUUUAAAAAAAUGUUUAAACUCAGUUAGAUGUAACAGUGAUUCUGCCAUAUUAUUGAUCUACUGCAUUGAAAUCAAAAUUAUCAAACGUU
Messenger RNA from Cuscuta campestris, 3947 nucleotides. The record is from the annotation of a GenBank genome assembly. Lineage: Eukaryota; Viridiplantae; Streptophyta; Magnoliopsida; Solanales; Convolvulaceae.